AUGAAUGAUGAUUUUGAAUCAUUUCAAGUGGAUAGUACGGGAGAAUUUGCUUUCUUAUUGAAUUCAAAAAGUGAAUUGAUUAAGGUGAAACUAGACGAAUCUGCAAAAUCUAUUUGGAAAGUAAAUGGUGUUUUACAAUUUUGUUUGUGUAAUUCAAAGAGUGAAAUAUACACAGUAAGCAAGUACGAUAACAAAAAUGUGACAGUAAGAAUUUGGGAAGAUUCUAAUGGAAUACUGAAGCGUGAAUUAGUAAUUAAAGAUUGCAAAAAGUUGUCUGAUUUUGAUUUGAUAAAUAUGAAACGAGAUGAUAAGAAACGUUUACUAUUUCUAUUCAGAAAUGAUCUGAGAACAAGGUUAAACAGUAAGAUCGUUUUGUAUGAUGAGAUAAGAAAUCAGUCAAUUAAGAUGAAAAUGACUGAAAUAUCUAUGGUAGAUUUCACAAAAGAAGGCUACUUGCUUUUUUAUUCAGGCGUAGAUCUAGCAUAUAUUUAUGAUGAUAAGAGUGGACUUGUACUUUUGGAAAUGUUAUUGCCCUGUAGUUUCAAUUCAGUUUCCUAUUUUGAAACAAUUUCGAAUACUCUCUGCCGCUUUGGUAUUUGUCCAGUAGAAAAGGAUAGGAUUGAAAUUUUAUCAAAUGUUGUUAACAUGCCACUUAAAGAAGAAACAUGCCAAUCUUUACAGAGGCUAGGAUGCCAACUACCAAUAAGCAUUCAAGUCGAUUUUGAAUGGCUUGGCUUUUUCAUUCCUGAUUAUUUACAAAUGUUACUAACAACCAACUAUGGAAAUAUGCAAUUUUGGUAUCAAGAUGAUGAGCUAGCUGCACGAUUCAAAUUUAUCACUACUCCACAUUCUCUCAAUUUUGAAGAUCAUGUCGUUAUAAGUGAUUCAGAUGAUAACUUGACUGUGUCUGUAAAGAAAUCAGACCUUUCAAUUCAUAAUAAUUUCAGUGGUGAUUUUCCCAUUUACUUGUCUUUUAUUGAUUCUAAAAAGGGAAUUUCGAUCAAGAGUUUUACAUUAUCAGAAUUUAUUCCAAAAUUGCUAAUUGUAGAAUGUGGUAAAAAAGUAUUAUCAUUUACUAUUUGCUUUGCAAAGAUAUUUGAAGAAUUAUUAGAGAUUGGAAUAAUCGAUUCGAAAAGAAACAUUAAUCCUACCACUCUAUUAGAAAGAUAUCAAGAAAUAAUUUGUAGUUCCAUGCAGGAAAAUAUGAAUAUUAAUUUAUUGGGAGAAUACUUUGGACAUUCAACUAUUCGUCUUGACGAAAGAAUAUACAAAAAGAUGGAUCUGAUUGUAUUGGCCAAAUAUUGUCCAAAGUAUUUAAAAUUAUUUGGACAAAUCAUUUUUUGA
This is a messenger RNA of Naegleria gruberi, 1344 nucleotides long. RefSeq lists its product as uncharacterized. The transcript has a single exon. NCBI's taxonomy places the organism in Eukaryota, Heterolobosea, Eutetramitea, Acrasida, Naegleriidae. The coding region runs from base 1 to 1344 and encodes 447 amino acids. The record is from RefSeq and is a predicted model, not a curated record.